GUGCAGGUCGCACGUGGUAUUUGUAAUUGUUUCUUUCUAUCUCGCUGAAAUAACUCUCAGAACUUCUCACAGUGACACUGCAAACUUUCUCUUUCUCUCUCUGAGCUCUUCAACGUGUAUUGGAAGAAGCUUAGCUCAGUGUUCAAUCGAAGAACAAGCUUCAAGAAUCGCCCUUCAAACCCAAUCAUACACAGAUCUUGAACGAUUCAUAAAAAUAUUGUUCGAGCUUGAAGCGUUCUUUUUUAGUGAUAUGAUAGUUCAGGAAGCUAAUGGAGGAAAGCAGCAAUAGAGGGGAAUUUCAGCCUAAUUUGGCUAAGCAGACUUCAUUGAGGUUAGGUGGCAGUUUUAAAUCAACGUUAUCUGGAAGAUCAAGUCCGCGAAAUUCGCCGUCAUUUCGGAGACUGAAUUCUGGCCGCACACCAAGAAGAGAAGGAAGGAACAGUCUAGGCGGGGCACUGUGGUUUCGGAGCAAUCGUUUACUUUUUUGGUUGCUUCUAAUUACCCUCUGGGCUUAUCUUGGAUUUUUCGUUCAGUCAUGGUGGGCUCAUAGUGAUAAGAAGGAGGAAUUUUCUGGCUUUGGAACGGGGCCGCGAAAUACUGGCUCAGACGUGGAACAGGUUCAGCGCCGUGAUUUACUUGCUAGUGAUAAUUCAUUGUCUGCUAAUAAUGAGACUGAUGCAAAUAUAGCAGGGACUAGUAAAACUAUAAAUGUAGCUUUGGCAAAGAAAGGCAAUGAUGUCCCGUUACAUCGUAAAACGAGCUCAAAGAAGAGGAGCAGGAGAAGACGUGCUUCGAAAGGUAAAUCAAGUGGUAAGCUGAAACCAACUACAGAAGUUAAGAACGCUGAUAUAGAGGAGCAGGAGCCAGAAAUUCCUACAGCCAAUAGUACGUAUGGAUUGCUUGUCGGUCCGUUUGGCUCAGUGGAGGAUAGGAUUCUGGAAUGGAGUCCAGAGAAACGUUCUGGGACAUGUAACAGGAAGGAGGACUUUGCACGUCUGGUUUGGUCCCGAAGAUUUAUCUUGAUAUUUCAUGAGCUUUCCAUGACUGGAGCUCCACUUUCAAUGAUGGAGUUUGCAACAGAACUUUUGAGCUGUGGGGCUACGGUUUCAGCUGUUGUGCUUAGCAAGAAAGGUGGUUUGAUGUCAGAGCUUACUAGGAGACGGAUCAAGGUGAUUGAGGACAAAGCUGAUCUCAGCUUCAAAACUGCAAUGAAGGCCGAUCUUGUUAUUGCUGGUUCAGCUGUCUGUGCAUCAUGGAUUGAACAAUAUAUCGAACAUUUCCCUGCUGGUGCAAGCCAAGUUGCCUGGUGGAUUAUGGAAAAUCGUCGAGAGUACUUUGAUCGUUCCAAAGAUGUAUUGGGCAGAGUAAAGAUGUUGGUUUUUCUUUCUGAAUCACAAUCUAAACAGUGGCAAAAGUGGUGUGAAGAGGAAAGGAUAAAACUUAGAUCCUACCCUGAAAUUGUUCCAUUGUCUGUUAAUGAUGAACUGGCGUUUGUAGCUGGUAUUCCUUCAACACUUAACACUCCAUCCUUUAGUACUGAGAAAAUGGUGGAGAAAAGGCAGUUAUUGCGAGAAUCAGUCCGAAAAGAAAUUGGCCUAACUGAUAAUGACAUGCUUGUGAUAUCACUUAGUAGCAUCAACCCUGGGAAGGGCCAGCUAUUGCUUCUUGAAUCAGUAAGCUCAGUACUUGAACAAGGAUUGUUGCAAGAUGAUAAGAAAAUGAAAAAGCUAUCAACUAUGAAGGAAGGCAUAUCUACCCUGGCUAGAAAGCAUCGCAAUAGAAAAUUGUUGCCGGUGUUGAAGAAUGGCAAAGUAGCUUCGAAUGAUAUCUUAAGCAGGAGGAAACAAGUUUUGCCUAAUGACAAAGGAACAAUUCAACAAUCUCUCAAGCUUCUUAUUGGUUCGGUUGGAUCAAAGAGUAACAAGGCGGAUUAUGUUAAAAGUCUUCUAAAUUUCGUAGAACAGCAUCCAAACACCUCAAAAUCAGUUUUUUGGACUCCAGCCACAACUCGGGUUGCCUCACUUUACUCUGCUGCUGAUGUUUAUGUUAUAAAUUCUCAGGGGCUGGGAGAAACAUUUGGACGUGUGACUAUUGAAGCGAUGGCGUUUGGUCUUCCGGUUCUUGGAACGGAAGCUGGGGGAACACAGGAGAUUGUUGAGCACAAUGUUACAGGUCUUCUUCAUCCUGUUGGACAUCCAGGGAAUCUUGUUCUCGCACAGAAUCUCCGGUUUUUACUCAAAAACCAGUCUGCAAGGAAGCAAAUGAGUGUGGAAGGAAGAAAGAAGGUGCAGCGAAUGUAUUUGAAGCAACACAUGUAUAAGAAAUUUGUAGAGGUUAUUGUUAGGUGCAUGAGAAGCAAGUAAGUGAAAUAAGUAAUUGCUUGGUACUUGCAAUGCAACUCUCCCAUUCUUUUAUUAGAUUGCACAAACCCUAUUCAGUCCAAUUUAUGGGAAAGAUUACCAGCUUGUGUGCUUUA
Vigna angularis (adzuki bean) is the source of this 2476-nucleotide messenger RNA. RefSeq lists its product as uncharacterized. NCBI's taxonomy places the organism in Eukaryota, Viridiplantae, Streptophyta, Magnoliopsida, Fabales, Fabaceae. Bases 270 to 2363 code for a protein of 697 amino acids. The record is from RefSeq and is a predicted model, not a curated record. The transcript has 6 exons. Gene Ontology annotation, molecular function: glycosyltransferase activity.